Phytophthora nicotianae INRA-310 is the source of this 2646-nucleotide messenger RNA. RefSeq lists its product as hypothetical. The record is from RefSeq and is a predicted model, not a curated record. Gene Ontology annotation, molecular function: ubiquitin protein ligase binding. The transcript is spliced from 14 exons. NCBI's taxonomy places the organism in Eukaryota, Oomycota, Peronosporomycetes, Peronosporales, Peronosporaceae. Bases 1 to 2208 code for a protein of 735 amino acids. Gene Ontology annotation, biological process: SCF-dependent proteasomal ubiquitin-dependent protein catabolic process; protein ubiquitination. Gene Ontology annotation, cellular component: SCF ubiquitin ligase complex.
AUGAAGGGAGCGCUUCCCUCUCAAUUUGCAACUGUCCAUUCCGCACUGAGUAGUCGCGUACACAACAAGUUUGUAUCGGAUCUUGAAGAGGAAGCGGACUACGCACGUGGAAUCAACGUGCUACCAGCCCUCAUCCAGCAGAGGAGGAAGAUGUCGCUGCUGAAGGCGUCGACGGUGAACUUUGAGAACGAAUGGAGAGAGAUGCAACCGCCUCUGGCGUCGUUGGUCACUGGAACGCCACAGACGCUGACGAAUGAGAAGUGGCUUAAGAUGUACUCUGGCAUCUACAAGAUCUGCACGAAUCCAGGAGCUCCACAAGCGGAGAUGCUCUUCUUCCGAUUGCGAGGGCUGCUGGUGAAGCACGUGGAGGCGAUCUUGAAGGAGCUAAACGCGAUCGACGGCGAGCCUGAGUUCCUGAGCCAUUACUGCACCUCGUUCGAGGCGUUUACCACGGGAACAAGCUACAUUUCUGAGCUUUUCCGCUAUCUGAACCGCUAUUGGAUCUCGUAUUCCCAUUGCGAAACGGGUCAAGCUCCUGUUCCUGGCGUGUAUCCAGUCACAGAACUUUCACUCCACAUUUGGCAUGACAUUGCGUUUUCAAAGCUCAAGAAGCGUCUGGUCAAGGCAAUUAUUCACAUAUUUCAUGCAGCACGGCGCAAAAGAAGUGAGUGCUUUGAAGACGGAGACUGCAUUGCCAGUACAGUUCAGACGUACUUCAGUCUAGGACUCUGCAGACAGGAUCAAAUGAGUCUCUAUCGAGAAGAGCUUGAGCAGCCUUUUCUUGAGGAUGCUGCCAGGUUUUACUCAGCGAAGGCGAUUGCGUUGCUGUCCAGAGUGACAAUCUCGGAAUACUUACGAGAGGCCGAGCUUUUGUGUGCUCAAGAACAGAAGCGCUGUGAAUCCCGGUUGCAUCGGACCACUGUCAUUCAAGUUCGACAAGCUUGCUGUCGUGUGUUGGUGGAUGAACAUGCUGAUCGCAUCUGCGAGGACGCCGAGAAUUUCUUGAUCAACAACCAGAAAGAGGAUUUACAUCGAAUGUUCUCGCUGUUCUCUGAGCUCGCCAAUGAAAAUGCGCUGAUAUCUUUCAAGAAUAUUUUGAAGAAGUACAUUGAGCGAAGCGGAAUGGAAGUCGUCCAAAAAUUUCAACAAGAAGAGACCACUAAGAACCCAGAGGGAUACAUUGAAGCCUUGGUGCAAGUCCGCAACAAGUACUUCGAGCUGAUAAAGGACGCGUUCGGGUUUCACCCGUUAAUGCGAACAGCACUUGAUCAGGCAUGCCGGGCGUUUGCCAACUCCCACCCGCGACUUCCCGAAUUGCUAGCAAAAUAUACACACUACUUAAUGUCGCGUGACAAGAAACAGGGGUGUAGUCGUGCGCUACUCCUACCCGGGUCCCCACGAUCGGUACUACCUCCUCUUCUGGACGAUUUACUGGAGCAGAAAAUCGAGAAUAUCAGCGUGGUAUUCUGCCUCAUCGACGACAAAGACAUAUUCAAGAAGUACUACUCAAAGUUUCUGGCGAAACGUCUCAUCAAAGGAACGUCUGCGUCGGACGACAUGGAAAUAUUGCUCAUUCAGAAACUGCGGGACAUUUGCGGGUGUGAUUUCGUAUCAAAACUUCAAAAGAUGAUGAAGGACAAAAUGUUGAGCAAGGAAUUGAUGGAUUCGUUCACGGCGUGGCUCGAAGAGAAAGAUAUCGAUCUGCGGUCUGCGGAUGCUGCCAACGCACCUGCCAUCGAACUUCAUCACUCUGUAACGUACCACUGCGACGUUCUCACAGCAGGAGCAUGGCCAAUAUCGAGUGCUGCCGCAGAGCACAAGAUCUUUUUGCCGCCUGCCAUGGAAGCCCACACAAACCUGUUCACACAGUUCUACACUGGACGGAGCACCGGGCGAAAGCUUCUGUGGAUCCACCACCUUUCGUUCGGAAUGAUCCAGAGUCACUGUUUCGACAAACGCUAUGAGUUCUUACUCAGCUUCUAUCAAAUGCUGAUCCUCGUGCAGUUCAACACGGCGAAGGAGGAGAUGAAACGAUCAGACAUUGUUCAGCUAACGAAUAUUCCGGAGCAAGAUUGCGCUCAUCACUUGGCAAGCCUCGUCAAGGCAAAGAUACUGACCUCACGCGGUGAUGGUACGAAUCCAACCUUUGGCAUUAACUUUGGGUUCUCCAGUCGGAAGCUUCGUGUAUCGGUUCGUCAUCUGCUGUGAUACGGUCUGUUAUGAUGCACGCACUUACGUUGUUUUUCAUGAAUAGGCUGUACCAAACAGCCCAGUUGAAUCCCCGAAGGCAGCCAAGGCCCCAACUCGAGAGGUGGAAGAAGAUCGCAAGAUGUCAUUGCAAGCCGCGAUCGUGCGCGUACUCAAGACGCGUCGAGACAUUCGCCAGGCACAGCUGAUGCACGAGGUGGCGGAGAUGCUUGUCAACCAGUUCGUACCCUCCACUACAGCCAUCAAGCAGAACGUGGAGAUCCUCAUCCAGAAAGAGUAUCUCCGUCGUCACGAGGAGGACAAGACGAGAUUUUUAUACGUGGCUUGAGGUGUAGAGGGAAAGUAUGCUUCUAAAAAAGUUCAUUCUGCCGUAGGUAUUAAACGCCUUUUACAAAAUGCAUGUCUUACCGUUCUAGCGCACACGCAGCGUACAGUUUC